Molecule: messenger RNA, 1166 nt
Organism: Suillus paluster
Lineage: Eukaryota; Fungi; Basidiomycota; Agaricomycetes; Boletales; Suillaceae
Product: PUA-like domain-containing protein
Exons: 11
Coding region: 71-1009 (312 amino acids)
Biological process (GO): negative regulation of gene expression via chromosomal CpG island methylation; protein ubiquitination
Molecular function (GO): ubiquitin protein ligase activity
Source: RefSeq, a predicted model, not a curated record
GUGGGUGACACGAUUUUACACCUGAGUUCAUUUGCUUCGGCCUACUUUCGCCUCCAUUCAGCCAGCCACUAUGUCCUACGCAGAAGAGCGAGAGCAGAACAUUGCACGCAACAAAGCACUCCUUGCCGGCCUGGGUAUCGGUCCCCUCAAACCUAAAUACGAGCCGAAGGAGAACAUCAAGAAGAAGAAAGUGGCAGCUAAGAAACGGAAGUCCCCCUCCCCCUCGAGUGACGGGUCCGAGGAACCACCCAAAAAAGCUCCUCGUCUACCAGAUGAUAGUAAUGUACCAGGGGGCACGCGAAGAAGUUCUCGUCUUGCUGGCAGAACAUUCGACUACAAGCAGGAACAAGAUCGCGGGGUCCCGGAACCAAUCACAAUCAAACGGUCCCAAAAGCUCAAAGUUGGCCAGGUGAAAUCAAAGAGGACUUACGAUACUCAUAUGUACGGUCACAUACCCGAUGUAGAGGUGGGGACAUGGUGGGCAACAAGGGAAGAUUGUUCAAAUGCAUCUGUCCAUGGCCCUUGGGUUGCGGGUAUUGCGCCAGGUCCAGAUGGUGCAUACUCGAUCGCACUUUCAGGCGGAUAUGAUGAUGAUGUAGAUGAAGGAUACGCAUUCACGUUCACCGGUUCUGGCGGCAGGGAUUUACGGGGAACAAAGACAGCGCCUAAAAAUCUUCGAACGGCUCCUCAAAGCGGCGAUCAGACCUUCGAAGAUAGAAACAACGCAGCCAUCAAGAGAUCUGUUGACACUCAGAAGCCUGUCCGUGUAAUCCGUGGCUUCAAAGGGAGGGAUAAGUCAAAGUAUGCUCCGUCAGAGGGGUAUCGCUAUGAUGGCCUAUACCUGGUGAAAAAGGCGUGGAUUGAAAAAGGGCUCAAUAAAGGGGGCUUUCUUGUAUGCAAAUUUGCGUUCGUACGAAUGCCAGGACAAGCGGACAUUCCUGUGAACGAUGAUGAUGGUGAUGGUGAUGGUGAUGAUGAUGAUGAUGAUGAUGAUGAUGAUGAUGAAUGAUCUAUACAUGAAUAUACCCCCACCAGAUAGAACGCGACCAUCUAAUGACCUCUUGAGAUUUCAACAAGUAUCAUACUCACCUCUGAUGUAGAUAAAUUAUAUAGUACUUCCUGCAUUGUCUCGUCAACUUGAUAAUGUUACUGCAUUACAAGCGCCU